Molecule: messenger RNA, 6288 nt
Organism: Owenia fusiformis
Lineage: Eukaryota; Metazoa; Annelida; Polychaeta; Sabellida; Oweniidae
Source: the annotation of a GenBank genome assembly
UAUAUUUCCAAUCACAACCCAAAAUGGCCGCGAAGAUAAGGAAGUAAAUAGAAAAUUAUUUUAAAAUAUGCAAGAUAUCGACGGAAUUAGAAGAGAUAUUGUAGCUAUGUCGGAGCUAUGAGUAGAAGAAAGAGUUCUGUUUUACAGACCUACAUACAUUGGUGUAAUUCUGUUUUACCAGAUAAUGAAUGUGUUAAAGGGAUUGCUGAUUUCCAAGAUGGUUCAAUUUUUCUGAAACUGAUAACGCAGCUUUAUCCUCGUGCAGUUUUUCCAGGAAAUACUUCAAGUAAGACAGGCGCAAGGACCUUAAUAGAAUACUUUAACAGUCAGGGAAUCAAACUUUCUGUGAACACAAAAGAUUUAUACAACGGAGACGCCAAGUCAUUCCUUGAUGUUCUCUGGGCUAUAAUCCUCAACUUCUCCAUACACACACCAGAGCGUAGUGGUGAACAAAGAACAGUUCGGAUUGGGCGAAAGUUAUUGCUGGACUGGUGUCAAUUAUUCUUACCUCAUGAUUCAUUGGACAAUCAUGAUAGCCUAGUGCAAAACCUCUGUCAGAAUGACCGCUUACAGAAGCUGAUUCUCAAUUCUUGCUCUGGUGAUCAUAAGGUUGACGUAACAGAUCUAGAGGGAGUUUUACUAUUGGCUGAGCAGAAAUUUGGAAUAAGGAAGAAUAUUAUCAGUAAUCAUGCUGUCAUAGAGGGGACAAUUGAUGAACAUGGUUUACUGAUAUACCUAAGUGCAUUACGUCACAAGGUGCAUUGUGGUAGAUUUCCUACAGGUGACCUCACAAAUUCUGGGAUGAGUUGGUAUACUUCUAGCGCCUCCUCUGUACAGACGGAGGGGCUGAAUGAUACGGGGCUAUCUGAUUGGUCAACAGAGGGAGGUGGAGCGCCAUCUGUUGAUGAUCUUCUAAGGAAAAAGGCAGAGUCUGACACAGCCAUAAAACUUCUAGAGGAACAACUGAAGAUUUUCCAGAAGGUGAAGCAGGACACUAUCUCCAGCUUAAGUGCUGCUACAUAUAAAGAUGUUUCAUUGGAUGAAAGAAAGCAAGCAACAGAUUCCCACAAUGCAACACCAAAGUUUGACCAAUCAGUGCAAUCGAUUCAAGACUCAUAUGAUGUACAAAUCAAAGACCCCUUGAAUUCUCAUAAACUAAACAUAGAUGAUAUCUCAUUGGACUCGCCAUCUGAAUUUGAAAUAAGUUACAACAAUAUCAACACAUCCAGCCAAUUAAUGGAGCAAAAAGAUGACACAUCUUCAUCAAUAUUAGCUGUAGCCUCUGAUAGAUUCUCUCAAUACAAUAUUGGAGAUAACUUAAAUAUUCAGUCUUUAAAAUCAAAAUCAGAUACAGAUGAUAACAUCAGCUGUGCAUCCAUGAAAUCUAAAAGUGAUGGAAACCUCUUUGAUGAGGACCCAUGUAUAAAAGCCCAAAAAUCGAGUGGAUUUCAACUUAUUCAAGCUUAUGACAGCCCUGAGAAACAUAUUGAAAAUGACAAUACAGAAAGUGACUCAGAGGAUAACUCUAAAAUUAUUGAAUUUAGCGAAAUGUGUGAUGUUGAGAACGAUGGAUAUGAAGUGCCUCACGACUCAAGAUUUCGGGAAAAUCGGGUCCAUUUUGAGCCUCACCACUAUGAAGAAAUUCAUCACUCACAAAGUGAUCUCUAUGAGAAUGUCAAUCAGGAAAUGCCAAAUAAUACUACAGGUUCUGAGCCUUUAUACGAGGAAAUUCCAUACCAUAAAAAUGAUCUCAAAGACAGUGUAGAAGAUAACAAGAGGAACAAUCAUGAAGAUUUUACUACUUAUAGACAAACUCAAAAAGGUCACGAUCGUGAUGAAAAUAUUUAUGAAUCUUUAGAUGAUGAUCAGGCAUCUGUUGAGUCAGCGCCACCUAUCCGUCCAGAGAGUAUGUUGAGCUCAUUGCGCUCUGAAGCCACGUCGCAAUGGUUUGAGUCAUCCGCAGGCUCACUUUUGCUACGUGAUUCAAUGAAUGACUUUGAUUAUGAUGUCGAUGAUAAUGAGGAUGCCAUCGAUGAUGUCACUGUUGAAAUGUCAGACACUAUUCGUGAUGCUGUGACUCAUCAUCUGGACCUUGAUGGAUCUCUUUCUAAUAGCGGAUCACUAUCUUAUGAAGAUAGCUAUGAGGAAGAUAUUACCAACAAAGAUCAAUAUGAAGAUGACCAUCGUGCAACGCCAGAAGAUAUGCAUGGAAAUAUUGAAGCUAAAACUGAUCACCACAAUGUUAACUAUAGUCAAAGCAAGGUUGUUGAGAAUUGCCAUAAACACAUUGAAGCAGAACAUCAUAGUGAUGAACACAGUGGCAACAUGGACAAUGGUGCUGACCUUAAACCUGGACAUCAACAGCAAGAUGCCCAAAUUGAGCAAACUGAACAUCAGUAUACUCUUGAUGACUAUGAAAGAGAAACUGAUACUAAUGGCAUUCCAGAACAUUUACGAAUGACCAUGCAAUAUUCAAAAUUCCUGCCAAAUCCGUUUAAUCACCAGCAAAAUUCCAGUCCUUCAAAAUAUAGUCAUUCAUCUUAUACAAAGCCUUUUAAGUAUAGUCAAUCACAAAACACCAGUCCAUCAAAGUAUAGUCAGUCAACGAGCACAAGCCCAUUCAAAUACAGCCAGUCUCAAAGCACAAGUCCUAUAAAAUAUAGUCCAUCUUCAAACUCAGGCUUAUCUAGAUAUAGCCAGGGUCAAAGCACAAGUCCUUCCAAAUAUACAGAUACUCAUGUCAACAUCGGAGAGGUUUAUUCAAAGACUGUGAACAGUGAAAAAAUCACGUCAAAACGAACAUCACCAAAAGCUUAUGGAUUAUAUGAUAGUAAUAAGGAUGAGCUUGAGAAAACAAGUAGUGAAUUACAGAAGUAUAUGAGAUUGAAUACAGAAGAUCUCAAAAAGGAAAUGCCACCUGAUGAACUUAGUGAUGAAAUGGUUGUUAAGUUUCUUGACCAUGUUAAUGCUCUCGAGAAACAAGAGCAGGGUGACACUAAGGAACAAGAUGUCCUUAUAGAGGAGUUUGAAGGUGAUUGCCCACCUGUACGGGAUGAACUACUUGAUCUCCUUGACAUCAUUGGAGCCCAAGGUGUUUUGUUGAAAACUGAAGUUGCUAUGUCUAAAGUUAAUGAAAAUCAAUUAAAGGAGGAGUUGGAGACUGUUGUGCAGAAAAAUCAACUAGCAUCGAGCUCAACUAUUUCUGAAAACAAUGCAGAAAUUGUGAACAAACUCGCAGAUGAAGUCAGUACAUUAAGAAAUGAAAACUCUAGUUUUUAUAAGGAAGUUAACACAUUAAAAUCAGUCAAUGCAAAGAAUGUACAAUUGAUUGAAGAAUACAAAGCCACAAUAAAGGAUCUCCAAGAAAAGGUUGAUGUGUUUGAGAAAGAGAGAAUAACCAGGGAAGGUAAAGCAUAUAAAGACCAGUCAAUGAUAACAGACCUGGACCUUAUCACAAGUGAAACACAGACAGACACAAGUGCUCCAAUGUUUGAUGAAAAUGUACAAACAAGUUUUGGCCAACAUGUUGAAAACAUUCAGGUUCAAACAGAGAUGACUCUUACCUCAGAUCAAGAAACUAACACAUCUAUGUCAGAAACAACAAAUGUUGGGAAUACAAAUAUUGUAUCAGAAACAGAUCAAACAAAUGGAUACUCAGAACAUAGGAGUGACUCAAAUCACACUUCACAACAUGUUAGAGACCAAACAGAAAAUGGGAAUGAGCCCAUAGUUCAGACAAGAGCUGACAUAAGAAAUGACUCAGAUGAAGUGACAUGGCUGAAACGUGAUAUGGCAAGCCUGCAGGUCGAAAAUGAGAUCUUACAAAGGAAGCUAACGGCCGCUAACGAGCAACUUACAAAAACUGUAAGUGGAGUGUCAACCUUAUUAGACACCUCAAAGGAGGAACAAUCAAGAUUCAAAAUUGAGAAUCAGUCCAUGAAAGCAGAACUUGUUAAGAAAAAUGAUGAAAUUGAUACACUUGAAGCCAAAGUCCAAGGAUUAAAUGAAACCCUGGAAUAUUCCGAUCAGGAAAAGGUGAAAUUGAAUGAAAUGUUAAAUGAGACCAAGGGAACUCUGCAUAGCACAAUUAAAACACUGGAACUCGAGCCCAAUAAGCUAAUUCAGGAUAAUUCCUAUCUUGUGCAGAGACUCACUGUAGCUAAUCAGGAGAGAGAUGCGCUUAGAAAGGAACUUAGUGGGUUGCGAUCAUCUAACAUACCUCCAAGUGCUGCACACUCACCCCACAGUGAUCCUAAAUCAUCAAAGGUAGAGGAAGAUAUAAAGGGACUGCAUGAUAAAUAUAAGGACCUCAGCACUAGCGUGCAGUUUAUGCAGAAACAUUACUGGCUGGACCAAAUAAAACAAAGUGGGCCAGAACCAGGGAGAGGCUCUAAGUAUGUAGCCAGUUUGGGCUCCAAGGCAAGUACAGGAGGUGCAGACAAAGAUAGGAUUAAAGCUCUGGUGUUAGAUGCGUUUGGCUUGAACAAUAGACAUACCCAAAGUGCAGUAACAAGUUCUAGGCUACAGUCAGACUAUCCAGGAACAGCAAGUUCUGGAAAAAAUCCUGAAGACUUGAGUCAACCUCCUGUCUCUUCACAAGGAAAGUAUCCCAUAUCUAGUAGAUCAGUAACAUCAGGUAGUAAUGUUACAUCAUAUUCUAGCUCACCAACAAAGCAAUCUGCUUUUCAAGAUAUCACUUUUGCAGAACCUUUAAUGACAAGUAGUCCUACUGUACCGAAUAAGACCAAAUCACGGCCUGGAAUGACAAGACCACAGUCAUCUGUGUCUAGAACACAGCCAACCAAUAACAAACCUUUGUCAAUGUCAGGCGCAACACAACCAAAAUCAUUAGCAUCUGUUCCACGACGUGAGCAAGAGUUUGUAGAUAAUGACAACAAACGGGAGAUCUAUCCACAUAAAAAGAACUAUAAGCCAAGACGUACAUCAUUCCUCACACAGCAUGAUGAUUCAUACGAUGACACAAUUUAUGACGUCAUGUCAGAUGAUGAACUCGAGAAUACUCGAAUAAAACUUCAAGUGAAUGCUUUAUCUAAAAGUGAUCCAAACAACUCAAAUAAAUCGAAUAUAAAUGUGUCUCCCACAAGCCAAAAAACAACUUUUGCUCAAAGAUGGAGAGAGCAUUACAACAUGGAGCCUAACCCAAAUAGAAGUAAUCGAUCAAUUGAGAGAACUACUCAAUCAACAGGAAGUUCUCCAGUACAAAAGAGCACCCAGGAAGGAUUAAGAGUUUCCAAGACUGAGGCUUGGAAAGAAAUGAAGCAUGUGUCACCAGAGAACAGGUCAAAACUUUCCCGGGAACAACAAAAUAAAGUGAACGAAAUAGUGGACAAAUACACAAAACCUUCCCCUCCUAAAUAUAGCAGCAUUUAUGGACAUCUAGCCAACUCUUAUGGGGGGAAUCAGCUGAACCCUAGUGCCAUAGGGGAUUACAAUACAAGGAUUCCCCCAACUAGUGUCAGAUCAACUAGCUUGUCUUAUGGUGGUUUAUCAGGAUUAUCUCAUAACACAUACUCAGGCAGAGUUAUAGCAAAUGGUACUAGUGUCACUAGUAAUGGUACUGGUGUCCCUACUGAUGGUACUAGUGCCAAAACAGAUGGUAGGGGUACUUCUAUAUAUGGAAUGACUAAUGAAACUACAACACCAAAAGCUACCACAUCUACAAUGAUGUCUUAUGGAAAUGGGACUACUUUGUAUGGUGCAACAAUACCAAAUCAAAUGAAUAGUGCACCAUCUCAUGGUGGAUUGAUACAAAACAAUAAAUCACCAGACCACCAAGUAACUAUUUCUAACAGGACUUCAGUAUUUGAUAAUCUCAGAGAAAAAUCAGAACAGCGAUCUAAAACAUUUGAUAAAUACUCAAAGAAAGUAAAAAAUCAGAUUGAAAAAAGAAAUGAGACUUUGAAUCAAGAUUCGUAUUCUAAAAUACAGGUAUACUCUGACUCAAAGGACUUUGUAUUUUCAUCUCCUGUUCACGCAAACUCAAACAAACAGAAUUAUGACGCAGACAGGAGUCAAACUUUAUCAGUUUCUGAUCUGAACUAUGAUACAGGAAUGUCAGUGGGAUAUCCUAGUAUAGAUGGCGUACCUGUCUUACCUGAGCCUCCAAGGAAACGCACGCUUCACAGGUUUCAUGAUAUUUAUGAUGAUGAGAUCUCCUCUCAGGAUUCAGGAUGGACAAACACAGAUGAAGAUUUCCACCGCAUUCUCCAUACAACUGCAGACACUGCUACGGAUUACACUAGCUCUUCCUAUAGCUAUCUAAAGUGA